GUCAGAACUGGCAGGAGUAUCCGUGGAUUCUGUUUGCCACCACACUGCAGCCGUGGAGAGAGGAGAGCUGUAGAGAAGCUCUCUGUGCAAGCUUUGGGUGCUCUGGCUGGGGAUCUCAAAGGGAAAUACUAUGCCUUAAAGAACAUGACAGAGGCAGAGCAGCAGCAGCUUCGAUGACCACUUCCUGUUCGACAAGCCUGUGUCUCCUCUGCUGUUAGCCUCAGGAAUGGCUCGUGAUUGGCCUGAUGCCAGAGGCAUCUGGCACAAUGACAGCAAGACAUUCCUUGUGUGGGUGAAUGAGGAAGACCAUCUACGUGUCAUCUCCAUGCAGAAAGGUGGCAAAAUGCAGGAAGUCUUCACCCGUUUCUGCAUAGGUCUUACUAAGAUUGAGGAGUUGUUCAGAAACAAGGGUCAUGCAUUUAUGUGGAAUGAGCAUCUUGGUUACGUCCUCACUUGUCCAUCCAACCUCGGAACAGGGCUGCGUGCAGGAGUACAUGUCAAACUCCCCAACCUCAGCAAAUACCGGCAGUUUGAGGAGAUCCUCAAGAGAUUGAGGCUGCAGAAACGUGGAACAGGUGGUGUGGACACUGCUGCAGUUGGUGGUGUUUUUGACAUCUCUAACGCCGACCGUCUGGGCUUCUCUGAGGUGGAGCUGGUGCAGAUGGUGGUGGAUGGAGUCAAACUGCUGAUAGAGAUGGAGAAACGACUGGAGAAAGGCCAGUCUGUAGAUGACCUGAUGCCUGCUCAAAAGUAGACCACACUUUAACCUCACUUCACACAUUUUUCUCUGUUUUAACCUCCCCUUUGUUAAUUCUUUGACUGAAUGUUUGCUAACUUCUUUGUUUGCUAAAGUCUUCAUAAAGUUUCUGCUCUGAGAUCUUAAUAUGUUCGUUAUAGAUAUAGAGAAUAAAAUAAAAAAAGCAGAGAAUAAAAUUGAGCCCUUGUUGACCAGA
Molecule: messenger RNA, 953 nt
Organism: Danio aesculapii
Lineage: Eukaryota; Metazoa; Chordata; Actinopteri; Cypriniformes; Danionidae
Product: creatine kinase, testis isozyme-like
Exons: 5
Coding region: 227-754 (175 amino acids)
Biological process (GO): phosphocreatine biosynthetic process
Molecular function (GO): creatine kinase activity
Source: RefSeq, a predicted model, not a curated record